Molecule: messenger RNA, 1350 nt
Organism: Trypanosoma cruzi
Lineage: Eukaryota; Euglenozoa; Kinetoplastea; Trypanosomatida; Trypanosomatidae
Exons: 1
Coding region: 1-1350 (449 amino acids)
Biological process (GO): RNA repair; RNA processing; DNA repair
Molecular function (GO): manganese ion binding; DNA ligase activity; RNA ligase activity
Source: RefSeq, a predicted model, not a curated record
AUGCGCCGUCUUGCGCGUGAGCGGCUUUUUAUUGUUGCGGCUGCCACUGUGAAGCAAAGAUGUGGGUGCGCGGAUGCUUCUGGCCAAGGCUUGCUGCCGUACGAUGUUCUUCGUGGUGAGGGAAGUAACGUCGAGGUGCGCGCGUGGAUCAAAGGCGUCGAGGUGGAGCGCUCAGCGCAUGAGCAGUUAAUUCAACUCUCACGUAUGGGUGAAAUCAUUCGGCACCCCAUUGCCGUCAUGCCGGAUGUACACACGGGCCAUGGCGCCACCGUAGGAACUGUGAUCCCGACAACGCGCGCGCUGAUUCCGGCGAGUGUUGGGGUAGACAUCGGCUGUGGCAUGAUCGCGGUGAAGACCACUCUUACCCCGGAGGACCUUCCGGGAUCGCUUGUGGGGUUACGGUUGGCCAUUGAAAUUGCCGUUCCUCACGGACGUACACACAACGGCAGGAGCGGCCUGGAUGCUGGAAGUUGGCGGGGCGAGUUACCAAAAAAUGUUGUUGAUAUUUGGAAUUUACACCUCCGGAAGGGGUUUGAGGAAAUAUGCGCGAUGCAGAAGUCGAUUGAAGCUAGCAAUCAUAUUUCCCACCUCGGGACACUGGGAGGUGGAAAUCAUUUUAUUGAAAUUUGCAUUGAUGAUGAUAUUAAGAAUGAUGCCCAACGCCCGCAUGUGUGGGUGAUGCUACACUCCGGAUCUAGGGGAGUGGGGAACCGCAUUGGCACCGUCUUUAUUGAGCUGGCCAAGAAGGACAUGGGCAAUCAUAUCACUCAAUUGCCCAGUGCUGAGCUUGCGUACCUGCGAGAAGGCUCCCCUCAUUUUGACCAAUACGUGAAAGCUGUUGACUGGGCUCAGCGGUACGCCAAAUGGAACCGAGAAAUCAUGCUGCAGAAUGUAUUGCAGGCCAUGCGAAGUUAUCUGCCGCAGCCCUUUGGUGUUGAUGCGACAGCCAUAAACUGCCAUCACAAUUACAUUGAACGUGUGGAGUUGAGCCCGCAGAAUUCUGUUUGGCUGACAAGAAAAGGGGCCACAUCCGCACGCGGCGGAGAAAUGGCAGUGAUUCCAGGCAGCAUGGGCACGAAAAGCUAUAUUGUGCGUGGGAAGGGCAGUCCGCUCAGUUACUCUUCCUGUUCACAUGGUGCCGGCAGGCUAUACAGUCGUGGAGAGACGAAACGGCGAUUUACACUUGAGGAUCACGAGGCGGCUACGGCUGAUGUGGAGUGUCGCAAGGAUACUGACGUGCUUGACGAGACCCCGCUGGCAUACAAAAAGAUUGAUGAUGUAAUGCGGGCUCAGGGAGACCUUGUGGAGGUUGUGUGUGCGCUUAAACAAAUUCUUUGCGUGAAGGGGUAA